This is a messenger RNA of Trifolium pratense (red clover), 1122 nucleotides long. RefSeq names its product F-box/kelch-repeat protein At3g23880-like. The record is from RefSeq and is a predicted model, not a curated record. The transcript has a single exon. Gene Ontology annotation, molecular function: protein binding. NCBI's taxonomy places the organism in Eukaryota, Viridiplantae, Streptophyta, Magnoliopsida, Fabales, Fabaceae. Bases 1 to 1122 code for a protein of 373 amino acids.
AUGUUGCGUGAAUUCAUCCCUGAUGAACUAAUCACAGAAGUUCUAUCAUUCCUUCCGGUAAAAUCUCUGAUGCGACUAAAGUGCUUGAACAAAUCAUGGAAAACCCUAAUCUCCGAUCCGGCGUUCAUCAAACUACACCUUAAGCGAUCGGCAAGAAACAAGCACCUAGCACUCUUCUCACGCAUACAGCAAACUAGCUAUAAUUUCAGGGUGGCACCUUUUCGCCUGCAUUGUUUAUUGGAGAACACAUCUGGCACCAUCACGGUCCCUUACUUCCCAAUUAACAAAGACCGUGUAUCCCUCAAUGUUGUUGGUUCCUGCAAUGGAUUGUUCUGCUUAGUUGGUUAUUACCACACCCCUACAUACAUUAAUUAUAAGAAGAUCUUGUUUUAUUUAUGGAACCCGGCAACGAGGACAUUAUCUAACAAAAUAAAGUUUUAUUGCGAGAACUGUUUUAAGUGGAGGGUUGCGUUUGGUUAUGAUAAUUCAACAGAGACUUAUAAGAUUGUGGUUUUUAAUCCAGAGAGUUACGAGGUGAGUGUUUUUAAUUUUGGAGGUAAUAAUAUUUGGAAAAAUAUUCAAAGUUUUCCGGUGGUUCUUCUUCCUCUUGACCGUGUCCUUGCAUCUCAUGGUUACCGGGAUGUGUAUGCACAUGUUAAUGACAGUCUUAAUUGGUUGGUCAUUCGAGAGGAGUCCCAAUUUGUGAUCAUCUCACUUGAUUUGAGUUCAGAGACAUAUCGUCAGUUGCUUCCCCCUCAAGGUUUUGAUAAAGUGUCACUUGUUCUGCCGACUCUUGCUAUGCUGAUGGACUCCCUUUGUUUUUGUCAUGAUUUUAAUGGAACAAAUUUUAUUAUAUGGCAGAUGAAGGAAUUUGGAGUGCAAGAGUCCUGGAUUCAGUUCCUUAAAAUUAGUUAUCAGGAUCUUCCAAUUGUUUAUAAUGUAUGUUCUCGAUUACCAUUGUUCCCAUUAUGUCUUUCUGAGAAUGGUGAUACAUUAGUAUUGGCAUGGGAUAGAGGUAAGCAAGCAAUUCUCUAUAAUACAGCAGAAAAAACUGGAUAUACCGAUAAUUGUAAAUGGUAUGGUUCCAAGGAAUAUGUUGAAAGUUUGGUUUCAACUUGUUGA